This is a messenger RNA of Triplophysa dalaica, 9408 nucleotides long. RefSeq names its product host cell factor C1b (gene hcfc1b). Gene Ontology annotation, biological process: regulation of DNA-templated transcription; chromatin remodeling. The record is from RefSeq and is a predicted model, not a curated record. The transcript is spliced from 28 exons. Gene Ontology annotation, molecular function: transcription coactivator activity; protein binding. Gene Ontology annotation, cellular component: histone methyltransferase complex. The coding region runs from base 1488 to 7745 and encodes 2085 amino acids. Lineage: Eukaryota; Metazoa; Chordata; Actinopteri; Cypriniformes; Nemacheilidae.
CUUCCUGGGCGGCAUGAUAAGAUGUAGAGUUAGCUAAAUCUACAGUAAAAGGUGCACCCAGGGUUGAAUUCGUUUUCUGAGUCCUCCCUCGCGAUUUUUAUAGUAAAUUAGCAAAUCGGAACGAGUAAGUAUUUUGUACUACGGAAUGAAAGAAUCAUAUUUUGCAGCUUUCUGUGACGGCUAACGGUACAUUCGCCAUUUUUUAGGGAAGCUAAGCGUGUAGCCAGGGACGAAACAAUAACUGAUGGUGAACUGUGCAACUCGAAUACAAUGCCACUUGCUAUUCUAACAGUAAAUAAAACAGUAAAAUGAAACAUGUAACAUUUUCUCUGUUAUGCCGAAUAAAUAUGUAGAAUUGACAGCGUUUGACGGAAUAUUUGCUAUUGAAGCUAACUGGCUGCCCACUGAAUCUCAUUGAACAUUUUAGCUAGCAUGCUAAAAACUAGCAACCAAUGUAAGUUGGAUUUUAAUAUUAUUUUGUGGUGAAAGUGUAAAAUGAGAAAGUGUAAUGCAAGACAGCCUAUUGUUCAGUAGCGUUUGUUUAAAUGGUCUUUAUUUAGAAAUGCAUAUAUGCAUUUGGAUCAUUGAAAAAAUCGCUAGAUUUUUCUAAAAGGGGUGGAUUGUUUGGUUUGUUUAUCAAGAUGGCGGCACCCAGACAAGAGAGGCAUGAAAAUCCACAUAUCAACACUUAACACACAAUCCUACAAAAUCUACCACUCUAACAGCAUUUUAUUUUGAUGCAUACUUGAAAUAUUAUUUAUACGCCAUAUAAGCAAAGCCACAUUUAACUUUGCCGUUUAUAAUUACGUUGUGAUAUUUCAUUGUAGCCACUUAAGCGAAAUGUGAUAUUUUGUUUGGUUCACCGCCCAUUUUUAUUCGUUAGCUUGUGUGUUAGCAUAGCCGCUUAGCUGCUAACUACUGGGCGCUUGUGCUGCAGCUAGCCUCGACAAGAUGGCGGCAUUUGCUUCUUCGUUGUGCUACUCAUUUUCUCAGAUAAACAUUUAAACCAGUGCCACAAAUUUCUUCCAAAAAUGCACGGAAGGCCAGCUGCAUGUGACGUUAAGGAUUUGGGAUUGUUUUUCUUUAUUACUCCCCGAAUGAGCAUUUGUUGAACUGCCGGUAUUUGUCUGUUAUUCGCUCGUGACCGAUAAGCUUCUCUUGCCGCUAAAAUGGCGGUUCGCGCAUAUUUGAGCUAACGUUAACCGGCUAACACCAAUUACGCUCGCGUUUUCGUUAUAUUUUCUACAUUUGUGGUGUAAACAAAUACAACAUUUAGGGUUUAACGAACAUUUAAAGUACGACGGCUACCGUUUUGGGGGGAAACUGUGGUUAUUCGCCGCAUUUCAGUGACCUAUUUAGCUCGCGAAGCUACGUAGCGCGCUAAUCCUGUUAGCGCUAAACAAUAGCUUUUGACACACGAAUGCUGUUUCCAUCCACACGAAAACCAGGGCUGUACGUGGGAUUUGUGUCUCGCUAGAGAAGUGGAAAUGGCUUCUUCAGGCACCACGGUUCUGCAGCCGCGCUGGAAGAGAGUUUUGGGCUGGUCCGGCCCGGUUCCGCGCCCGAGACACGGACACCGAGCUGUGGCCAUUAAAGAGCUGAUGGUGGUGUUCGGCGGAGGGAAUGAAGGGAUUGUGGAUGAGCUGCACGUUUAUAACACAGCCACCAAUCAGUGGUUUAUUCCUGCUGUCCGCGGUGACAUUCCUCCUGGCUGUGCUGCCUAUGGGUUUGUGUGUGAUGGCACCCGACUUCUUGCCUUCGGGGGUAUGGUCGAGUAUGGAAAGUACAGCAAUGACCUUUAUGAACUACAGGCCAGUCGAUGGGAGUGGAAACGGUUGAAACCAAAAGCCCCUAAAAAUGGACCACCGCCUUGUCCCCGUCUGGGUCACAGUUUUUCUCUCGUUGGAAACAAAUGCUAUUUGUUUGGCGGGCUUGCUAAUGACAGUGAAGAUCCCAAAAACAAUAUUCCAAGAUACUUAAAUGACCUGUACACACUGGAGCUUCGUCCGGGAUCAAGCGCAGGAGGCUGGGACAUCCCUAUUACAUACGGCGUUCUGCCGCCACCUCGUGAGAGCCACACUGCCGUUGUUUACACAGAGAAAACGUCCAAAAAGUCUCGUCUCAUCAUCUACGGUGGUAUGAGUGGGUGCCGCCUUGGAGACCUCUGGACUUUAGACAUAGAUACUUUGACCUGGAACAAACCCGCUAUAAGUGGCACAGCACCUCUGCCCCGCAGUCUGCACUCCGCCACCACUAUAACCAACAAGAUGUUUGUAUUUGGUGGAUGGGUCCCUCUGGUAAUGGAUGAUGUCAAAGUGGCAACUCAUGAGAAGGAAUGGAAGUGCACUAACACAUUGGCAUGCUUAAAUCUAGAUGCAAUGACUUGGGAAACUAUCUUGAUGGACACACUAGAGGAUAAUAUCCCAAGGGCCAGAGCUGGACACUGUUCAGUGUCCAUUAACAACAGGCUGUAUGUCUGGAGUGGCAGGGAUGGCUACCGCAAAGCCUGGAACAAUCAAGUUUGCUGCAAGGAUCUUUGGUACCUGGAGACAGAUCGUCCUCAGGCCCCGUCGCGGGUUCAGUUGGUCCGUGCCAACACCAACUCUCUUGAGGUCAGUUGGGGGGCAGUGCCCACUGCUGACACUUACCUGCUACAGCUGCAGAAAUAUGACAUCCCUGCUGCUACGGCUGCCACAUCUCCGACUGCCACCCACACCCCUUCUCUACCCGUAAACUCGCCCAAGAGCCCAGUUCCGGCUGCUGCCGCACCUGCCGGUCAGAGCAUGCCCCUGUCUGGGGUCACACUGUUACAACAAGUUCCUUCACCCACCACCUCCAUGCCAAGCAGUCCGUUGGCAGCCUCACCCCGUGGACCAGCUAUUCUUAAAGUGGCAGCACCUCAUUCAGCAGCUGGGGCUUCAGUUGUUACGGUGCACCAGACAACCCCAGGGGGCAAAUCUCCAGUCACAGUUACAUCACUUCCUGCGGGAGUCCGCAUGGUUGUCCCUGCGCAGAGCACCCAGGGAACUCCAAUCGGCAGCAACCCUCAGAUGAGCGGCAUGGCUGCUUUGGCUGCAGCUGCAGCUGCAACACAGAAGAUCCCGCCCUCUUCCACAACUAUGCUAAAUGUUCCAGCUGGAACAACCAUCAUGAAAACUGUUGCUAUGACCCCGGGAUCCACAACUUUACCGUCUUCGGUCAAAGUAGCUUCACCUGUAAUGGUUACUAACCCUGCUACCAGAAUGCUGAAAACGGCAGCAGCACAGGUCGGCACUUCAGCCAUCACUACUCCAAACACCCCAACGCGCCCCAUCAUCACUGUGCACAAAUCAGGCACGGUGACUGUGGCUCAGCAGGCUCAGGUCGUCACCACAAUGGUUGGCGGUGUCACCAAAACUAUAACUCUUGUUAAGAGCCCCAUCACUAUGGGUAGCGGUGGCACGCUGCUCUCCAGCCUUGGAAAAAUGAUGUCUGUCGUUCAUACAAAACCUGUGCAAACCUCUGCUGUGAGUGGGCAGGCUGGAAACAGUCCCGUCACGCUAAUACAGACAAAGACUCCUCUGCCUGCCGGUACCAUCCUGAAGCUGGUGACUUCCGCAGAUGGCAAGCCCACUACCAUCAUUACAACAUCCCAGGCAGGAGGAACCGGAACGAAGCCCACUAUACUGGGCAUCAGCAGUGUCUCUCCAACCACCACCAAACCCGGAACAACCUAUAUUAAAACCAUUCCCAUGUCUGCCAUUCAACAAGGAGCUACAGGUUUGACCAGCAGUGCUGGCAUCAAAUCCCCCUACACAAUUAUCACCACAAAAGUGGGCACUCCUGGCACACCUGGCAAAUACAUAACCUCUAUGCCUAAGCUGACAGGCGCUGGACAACAUGGAGUCACGCAGGUGGUCUUGAAGGGGGCACCGGGUCAGCCAGGCACCAUCCUGCGCACAGUUCCUAUGGGUGGAGUGCGUCUGGUUUCUCCAGGCACUGUUUCAGCUGGUAAACCCACUGUUACGACACUGGUGGUCAAGGGCACCACAGGUGUCACGACUUUGGGGACAGUGACUGGUACUGUGUCCACCAGUGGGGUUGGGGGCAGUGUGGCAAGCACAAACGCCACCCUGGCAACUCCCGUCACCACCCUUGCCAGCGUUCCUACUUUAUCCAGCCAAGUUAUCAAUCCAGCGGCUAUCACUGUAUCUGCUGCACAGACAAGCCACGCCACCACUACGAUACAAUCUGCUGCACAGGCUACUAAAGUUACUCUGAUCACCACACCAAGUGGUGCUGAGGAUCAGCCCGCACAGGAUCUUCCUGUUUCUAUCCUGGCAUCUCCCACCUCCGAUCAGCCCUCAAACACUGGUGCUGAUGCUGGUGAUGCCGCUGGCGAAGGUGCUGCUACAGUUACUAUCAUCUGCUCCAACCCACCAUGCGAGACCCACGAGACCGGAACGACCAAUACGGCUACAACAGCUUCUGCCAAGAUCUGUUCCAACCCUCCCUGCGAAACGCACGUCACAGGCACCACCAACACAGCCACGACUGCCUCUGCUAACAUGGGCGGAGUGCAGCAGGUGUGCACUAACCCACCCUCAGAGACCCACGACACGGGCACCACCAACACAGCCACAACUGCCAGCUGCAACAUGGGCUCCACAGAGAUGGGCACGGUGAACAGUAAGACAGAUUCUCCUACGGCGGGUACAUCCUCAGCCUCUGAAGGCAGUUCUGCUGCGGAAGGCAGUUCUGCUGCGGAAGGCACUUCUGCUGCGGAAGGCGGUUCUGCUGCGGAAGGCGGUUCUGCUGCGGAAGGCGGUUCUGCUGCGGAAGGCGGUUCUGCUGCGGAAGGCGGUUCUGCUGCGGAAGGCGGUUCUGCUGGGGAAGGCCGUUCUGCUGGGGAAGGCCGUUCUGCUGGGGAAGGCCGUUCUGCUGGGGAAGGCCGUUCUGCUGGGGAAGGAGGUUCUGCUGGGGAAGGCAGUUCUGCAUCUGGCACCAAGCGUCCGGAGAAUCAACGCACGGGCACCACCAACACAGCCACCACUGCCAGCUGCAACAUGGGCUCUACAGAGAUGGGCACGGUGAACAGCAAGACAGAGUCUUCUACGGCAAGUACAUCCUCAGCCUCUGUUUCAGAACCAGCAGGGUCUGCUGGGGAAGGCACAUCUGAAUCUGGCUCCAUGCGUCCUGAGAAUCACCGCACAGGCACCACCAACACCUCCACCACUGCUCGCUCCAACAUGGGCUCUGAUCAGACAGGAACAGUUCAGAGCUCUAGCAAGAGCCAAGCUUCAAUCUCUUCCACGAUGUUGCCUCUCUCUUCUAGCCCCUCUUCAGAGACGCUCCAGACCAGCCCUGCAAACCCAGAUCCCUCUUCUGCUCCAGGAGACGUCAAAAAAGACUGCUCAAAUCCACCUUGUGAGGCACAAGAAACGGGCACAACCAGUACUGCUACACAAUCAACCUCUGCGAUGGGCAAUGUGCAAACCAAUGUGGCGCAGAAGGUGUGCUCUAAUCCACCUUGUGAAACCCAUGAGACGAGCACUACCAACACACUCACCCCAGCCUCAUCUAAUAUCGCCCCUGGUCAGAAUGCCACUGUGGAAAGGGAAUGUUCCAAUCCACCCUGCGAAACCCAUGAGACGGGCACGACCAACACAGCCACCCAGGCCUCAUCUUCUAUUGGUGACGGACAGAAUGCCACUGUGCAAAGGGUAUGUUCCAAUCCACCCUGCGAAACCCAUGAGACGGGCACGACCAACACACCCACCCAGGCCUCAUCUUCUAUUGGUGAUGGUCAGAAUGCCACCGUUCAAAGGGUAUGUUCCAAUCCACCCUGCGAAACCCACGAGACAGGCACUACCAACACGCCAACCCAAGCUUCAUCUAGUAUUAAUCCUGAACAAAAUGCCACUGUGCAAAGGGUGUGCUCCAACCCACCCUGUGAAACCCACGAAACGGGAACUACAAGUACAGCCACCACAGCUACCAGCAGCUUAGAAACUGGAGAUGGAACUGCUCAGCAGGGUGCUGAAGAACAAAUUGACAGUGGAACAAGCUCAGAACCUACGUCCUCUACAGAACCAGCCAAUCCCGCAACACAAAGCAGAGCCAUCACCACAGUGACACAAGCCACGCCCACUCCAGGACCAUCAGUACCGGAGAUCUCAUCCAUGGCUGGUUCUGCAGUAGUGGCUGAGGUUCCAGGAGAGUCAGAGGCUAUGGAGCAGACCAGUGCUGAAGCUGCGGCCUCUGGAGAAGAACCCAUGCAGACAGAGUGCCAGGGAGAACUGGGUGAGGGAGCAGCCGUCAGGGUGGUUGCCAUAGAUGAAGCUGCGGUUGAGGGCACCAUGGUGCAAGUUCAUGUUGCCAUGGAAGCGCAGCAAGGCCAGGGAGGUCAGGCUGAGAUGGAGGCUGGUGUUGAGGGCGCGGAAGCGAUGAGUCUUGCUCCUCAGGACUCAGAAGCCCUUUCUCUACCUCAGGAGCUGAUGUCUGCAGAAGGUCAGCAAACUACACUCAUGGUGACCGGACUGACCCCGGAAGAGCUGGCUGUGACUGCAGCCGCUGAGGCAGCUGCGCAGGCAGCAGCUACAGAGGAGGCCCAGACCCUCGCCAUCCAAGCCGUACUGCAGGCAGCUCAACAGGCUGUGCUCAGUGGAAAUUCAGGUCAGGAGCAGCGGACCACCACCAUCCCUAUCGUCCUGACACAGCAGGAACUCGCGGCUCUCGUUCAACAGCAGCAACAGCUGCAGGCAGCCCAAGCCGAAGCGGCCGCAGCUGCGCUGCCCACUGAGGGUUUGGCUCCAGCAGACAGCCUCAACGACCCUGCAUCUGAGAGCAAUGGACACGAGAUGGCGACUGCCGUUACGGCAGCUGUGGCGAGUCUCUUACCGCGUGCUGCUGCUGCUGAAACUCUGGCCCCAUCGAGUACUUUCGCACUAUCUCAGCCCAUGGUGGUUGCCAGCCCUGCUAAGAUACAAGCGGCCACUGCUUUAGCUGAAGUGGCCAAUGGAAUCGUGUCAACAUCUGCGAAGCAAGCAGCCCCCCCUGCAGUGGUGAAGCCACCUGUGAAGAAAGAGAAUCAGUGGUUUGAUGUUGGUAUCGUUAAGGUUACGAACACGGUUGUCACUCACUAUUACGUGCCGGCAGAUGAUUCUCCUGUUACUGAUGAUGACUCUGGUGCCAUGCCGGACUACAGCCGAAUGAAGAAGAUAGAACUGUCCCCUGGCACUGCGUACAAGUUCCGUGUAGCUGGUAUCAAUGCGUGUGGCCGUGGAACGUUCUCCGAGGUCUCCGCUUUUAAGACCUGCUUACCUGGCUUCCCUGGAGCACCGUGUGCCAUCAAAAUCAGCAAGAGCCCUGAUGGUGCCCACCUGACCUGGGAGCCUCCUUCAGUGACAUCAGGGAAGAUCAUAGAGUAUUCAGUGUAUCUGGCCAUACAGAGCUCGCAGACAGUCGAGGCGAAAGCGUCUGCUCCGGCACAGCUUGCCUUUAUGCGGGUGUACUGUGGACCCAGCCCAUCCUGCCUGGUGCAGUCGUCUAGUCUCUCCAACGCCCACAUUGACUACACCACCAAACCAGCAAUCAUCUUCCGCAUUGCCGCCCGUAAUGAGAAGGGCUAUGGUCCCGCCACGCAAGUCAGGUGGCUACAAGAAACCAGUAAGGACGGCUCAGCAGCCAAACCAGCAGCAAAGAGACCAGUGUCUUCACCUGAUAUGAAAGGCACCGGUAUAAAGAAAGCCAGAUCUGACCAGUGAGAGCUCACAUGACUUCUGACCCCGCCCGCCUCUGAGCUAAACCGUGACUGAACUACACUUCCUGCUGAAUGACCUUCUUGCUUCCACUGGCUCCCCACUUUCAUCCUCUUCAACAGGAAACGGGAGCUAAAAAUAGAAGACUGUUUCAGACAAAAAAGGAUAAUCCAUUCGUGAAAAAUCAGCUCCCAUCACCGGACAUAUUGGUGCCAUGGACGCCAACUGUAUUUUUUAAACGAAUCAUAAAUGUUCCUUCCUCCAAGUCGAAAGCACAUGCUUUUGCUUUUCAUGACAAUUUUCUGUAAAGAGAUUUCAAUGGCAGUGUCAGUCUAGUUAUCAGAUAUUCGUUCCUUAUCCAUCCUUGAUAUUCAUUUAUUUUUAAGCUUAUUUCAAUACAAGCAAUAGAUGACAAGAAUAACAUUUGCUCUUGGUCGGUUUGUUGAUGUUUUCAUUAUUUGAACAAGUCUGUAUAUUUCAACUGUGUGCUAAGAAAUGAAGGAGGAAGCGCGGAGGAUAAGACUUCACUGGGAAACUUUGAAAUACGAUUACAAUGAAAACGAACAGCACUUGGUGACGCUUGAGAGGGAAAAGACUCUGUAAUUAUUCAUUCACAGCGAGUUCAGUAGCUUGUUUUACAUCACUGUGUUCAUACAGUUGCUGUGAGGGACAGAACUGAGAGGCGUAAUGCUGAAGAGAAAAGGACUUCAACCCAUGUAGAUGAAAUCGUACUACUUUUGCAUUGCGUCAACUAGAUCUUGUAUAAAGAGCAAAAAUCCCAAAAAUAGUAAAUGGUGAUACAGGAGUUCAUCGUGUGUGGUUUAUUUUUGUAUUUUUUUUUUUAAAGAAAUUGUCUUUUUUCCUUAAUUGUGUAUGUGUGCUUCAUAGCAGCGUUUUAAACCUCACACUUCUCCUGUCCUGAAAAUGUUACCAGCUCAUUCCUGAAGUCAUCUUGAUUGUGGAUUUAAAGCCCUGGCCAGUGUCCGAAGGCCAAAGUUUUUCAUAUCCCAUCGUUUAUGAAUGAUUUCAACCUUAAUUUGGGAAUUGUAGUAUAAAAUGUAUGUAUUUGUUCUGAAUGUUUUCCCAUCGCAAGUUAGAUGAGUGAGAAAAUCUUUGCAACCUUUCGUUUCCCCUGUGCAUUUUCAUUCUUGGCAUUUAUAGAAGCCUACGUUAGACAAAGAUGCUUUUUUAUUUUAAUCUUCUCCCUGUCACCCUUUGCCUAGUCUAUAGUUUAAUUUAAUUUCACAAUCUUACCUUUUAAAUCCUCGGUUUUGUGCGUUGGUAGAUAUGAACCGAGAGUCUACUCAAAUUGUGCGGCAGAUGUUUUCAGAACCUUUUCUGCCGGCGGUUUUGGGAUGGGUAAGGAUGCAGGCUUGUGUAAAUGCUUAAGUGAUGGGAUUUUAGGAAAGGUGUGACGGACAUGUCAUUUUUUUGGAUGGAUAUUAGAAACGGGUUAUUUCUGUUUCUCUAGUGGUUGGAAACUGUUAAAGACGGAUUGUUGGCUUAGCCGGAGUGUGAACUCCGUUGUAAAUUAGUUAUUUCACAUAGCAAGAAGUAAAACGAAAAACUCUUUGCCUUUUUUUAUAUAAUUAUCUGUAACAAGAUGUUUUUACAUGUUGUCAUCUAUGAUUGCUUUUGUGUCUUGACAUAUAAAAGUAAUGGAAUUCUG